Messenger RNA from Harpia harpyja (harpy eagle), 4488 nucleotides. RefSeq names its product V-set and transmembrane domain-containing protein 4-like. The coding region runs from base 114 to 1832 and encodes 572 amino acids. Gene Ontology annotation, molecular function: protein binding. The transcript is spliced from 8 exons. The record is from RefSeq and is a predicted model, not a curated record. NCBI's taxonomy places the organism in Eukaryota, Metazoa, Chordata, Aves, Accipitriformes, Accipitridae.
AAAGGCAAGGGGAGAAGGGAGGACGGGGCGGGGAGGAGGCGAGAGGCCGGGGACGAGAGGAGGGAGGCAGCUCGGCAGAGAGGGAAGGGACGGGACCCGGCGCCCCGCGGGCCAUGCGCCUCCUGGCCGCGGCGCUGGCCGCCCUGCUGGCCGCGGCCCCGGCCCCAGAUGUUUGUGAGGCUUUAAAUGUGACAGUCUCUCCGGGACCAACGGUGCGAUACUCCGAGGGUGAUAAUGCUACCCUUUACUGCCACAUUUCUCAAAAGAGAAAGACAGACAAUUUGCUGGCUGUGCGGUGGGUCUUUGCUGCAUCACCUAACCAGGAGUAUCUGAUGAUCAAAAUGACAAAGUUUGGGUCUGUCCAGUAUUAUGGAAAUUAUACUCAUCAUUUCCACAAGCAAAGACUUCAUCUUCUUAAAGAGAAACAUGGAACUAUGUACAAAUUUCUUAUUCUAAGCCUCCAGCAAACAGAUCAAGGAUAUUAUAUAUGCAAAGUCCAGGAAAUUGGCAAGCACAGGAAUAAGUGGACAGCAUGGUCAAAUGGCACAGCAGCUACUGAAAUAAGAGUGAUUUCAUCAAAGUCUUCUGAUGAUCCCACUUUCAAGAAAAACCAUGAAGCUUGGAAGUUUUUUGAAGAUCUGUACGUGUAUGCAGUGUUUGUGUGUUCAAUAGGAAUCAUCAGCGUCCUCCUUUUUACACUUGUCAUUCUCUGUCAGUCAAUUCUGAACAAGAGGAGAUCCACAGUGAAGCAUUACCUGGUGAAAUGCCCCCAGAACAGCUCUGGGGAGACAGUUACCAGUGUGACAAGCAUGUCCCCUCUACAGCCCAAGAAGGUAAAGAAAAAGAAAGAGAAAGAGAAACUGGAGCAGCCACCAGCUAUCCCAGCAAAAGCUCCAAUAGCCAAUAAUUUUCCUAAGCCCAAGCUCUUGAAACCUCAAAGAAAAUUGAUCCUGGGAGUAACAGCCACUGCUUUCAAAGGCUUUACUGGAGUUUCCACCUUUAUCUACAGAGUCUGGUGUGUCUGUCUGCCUCUCAGUGGAGAGAUGGCCAAGGGGAAAGCAAAAGGUCAAAAAGGGAAAAAGAUCACCUUGAAAAUUGCCAAAAAUUCCAUCCGGAUAUCUUUUGAUGGAGGGCGCCGUCUUGACUUAAGCAAGAUGGGUAUCACCACCUUCCCCAAGUGCAUUCUGAAACUGGCUGAUGUGGAUGAACUUGAUCUGAGCAGAAACAUGUUAAAAAAGAUUCCAAGCAGCAUCGAGAAGUUCCAGAAACUGCGCUGGCUGGACCUGCAUAGUAAUCAGCUUGAGGAGCUGCCCAAGGCAAUAGGUACACUUCAGAACCUCUUCUACCUGAAUAUAUGUAACAACAAGCUGACCACCAAAAAUCUGCCAGAAGAGUUGAACCUUCUCAGGAACCUGCGUAUUCUUAACCUUGGCUUGAACUGUCUUGACAGUAUUCCCACCGGUCUUGGGGCCCUGAAGGAACUUAAUGAGAUAGGUCUCUUUGACAACGCCUUGACCACCAUCCCAAACAGUGUGAAAAAGCUCCCCAAGCUCAAGAAACUGAAUGCAAAAAGAAACCCUUUCCCAGAUUCAACAGAACAAGAAGAGCAUGCUGACUCCAUUAAACGCACAGAAAUGCUUUACUUAGUACAAGAUAAAGAACUGUGCUCUUCCUGCCUGAAGAUGUGUCAGGAUGAGAGGGACAAGCUGAACAAGCUAAAGAAUGUGACACCUAGCCCCUCAAAGAAGCCAAGUUUCCCAUUACUCCUUACACCCAAUUCCACUGCAAAGGAUAAUCAAGAAGAAUGGAGAUUAAGAGGCAAACACCCCUGAAAUAUACCAAGGCACUCCACAGACCAUGUCCCAUGAAGUCCAGUCCAAGCUAAUAAAAAGCUGAGUACCUUCCUCCUCCCUUUUUCUGCAGUUCUCUUCCUUUAAAGAUCUACUCAGUUUUAGAAGCAGCAGACCUGUGUGGUCUCUAAAACGGAAUCUAAACCAACUAAAACAGAUGUAUACUUGGGAAAGGAAGGACUAUUUCCAUCUGGACCUGUUCCUACAACAUGUUCUCCACGUUUGGGUUUGUUUGGGGGUUUUUUGGUCUUUUGUGUGUGCACGUGUCCAGCGAAGGAAUCUUCAAAAAGAUAGUUUUUUCUAGUAACUCCACUCCCACCACUAAGCUCCAAACAUUAGUUUUGUUCAUUUUCAUAGGGCGAGACACAGUUAAACUAGUCUCAGUAAAUACCAUUUGGAGGAAAAGGAACAGACCUGGGAACCUUCUGCUGCUGGUGGCUGCCACCAACACCUCAGAGAAUCUCAGAUAGGCACUGUCAGUGUAGGAACCAUGAGCUUGUUCCAAUUCAGCAGAGGCAGAUGACACAAAUAUUAUGCUCAGGAGUAACUAAGCAGUGCAAACACAAUGCUUAGAGCUAAACAACCAGUCAUCCUGUUUGCCAUCAAGGGGCCAGACUGUGCAUAAGGAAGUUCUCUGGGAUUUUGGGUGCUAUACCUGGGUGCAGUGAUCUCUAACUUGAACGACACAAUCAGCACCACCACCUAUAUUCAUUGUGUUUUGUCUGCCUCUGAGUCUCCCUCCAAGGAAGGCACAGAAUAGAGAAGGGUUAGGGAAAAGAUUGCUCUCUUUAAGGGUUCUGGGCAUAUCACUUAAGCAGUGAAAAGAGAAGAAGAGUCACCCUCUUCCAUGAUCCAAGAGUCAGCUGGUGAAUUGAUGAAAUCAGGUGUGGUGUCCCCACAGUACUUCUAGCUUUCUGUUCACGUAUGCGCAUGUACAUGUGCACCUGAGCACACACAUUCACUUGCUCAAAUCACAUCCCUAGGGCAGAGAGUGCUGGCAGCCUGCAAACAGCAAUAUACAGGUACAACCAACAAGCAGAUUAUAAAAGCAGUCAGGCAUGACACAAGAAGAGAUGCUAGCUGUGGCCGUAUAACAUAUGGUGACGGCAAACAUUUAAGUAUAUUUAAAUGAAGAAUAAAGUGCCAGGGGCAAAGUACUCAGUUGUCCAGUAACAGCCCAUCAUAAUUUCUUAAAUGGCUACAGUAGAGCCUGGGAGUCAGAACUCCUGGGUAUUAUUCCUAUGGGCUAGGUGGAAAAACUGAUAUGAGGUUUCACAGAAAUGCUACUACCUCAAUGUCAUAGGAUACAUCAAACUAGUAAUUUCUUCUUUCCAUGCUUCAGCUGUGCAAUUAUUAAUAGUGUGCCUGGGCAAAGAGCUCAGUCUGGACUUCCUCCCUGCCUCAGGUAGGGCAGGAAAAGCUGGGAUGCUGUGGAAGAUGUCCAUUGCCCCCUAGAUGGGGAAGGAGCCCCUUGUGCUGCUCCUGAAUUUUUCUAACUCAGAAGUGGCUCCAGAAUUUAAAUGAGAGAAAAGUAAAAUCAUCAAGUCCUCAGUCCUUUGGUUCCCAGACUGGAGCUUGGUAAAGGGAAUCAUGCCCACUGGGGUCAUUUUCUCUAACCUUCCACUUAAGCACAACUUUUCUGGGAUCAUUACUUAGGCAGUGGCACUAUCUCGUGUUUAUUUUAAUUCAGCUCAUGGUCUAACAUGGCCCAGCCAAAGCUAUGCCAAAGGCCCCUUACAUGCUGAGAGUGAGUAAGAUGCACAGGGUCCUCUCUCAGCCAAUAGAGUAAAACUGAAGGCAAAGCCUUAUGGGAUUCAGGACAGGCUACUUUAGACCUAGACAUACUCCCUGCUUCAAUCUCUGAGACCAAACAUGAGUCAAGUUUUUCUCAUGAUAAUGACAUGCCCAGCUAAAGCCCAAAGUUCCUGCAGCCAUAGUGCAUCUUAUCUCAAGACAUUCCCACCUGUUGAGCACCCAGCAAGCACUGGGAAAGGAAACCCUGGGGUCAGUUAUUGGUUACUCCACACAGAACACGCAUCAUUCUCCAUAGAGUCAACCAUCACCUCUGGCAUAGGUUAGGCUCUAGCCAGAGCUGGCUGCAUACUGCACUGAUACUUUUUGCAAGCUGAUGGCUGGUACUCAGGGGUGAAAAUGUUCAUUUACAAGAUAGGUAAUGAUCUACAACAGGUAGAGUAAAAAUUAAGAAGAAUAGUACAGCUGACACAGGCCACAAUAACUCCUAGGGGUAAUCUGCCCCUCAGGUCUCAGCAGUAUUCCAGCCUCCAGGCAAUCAUUUCAGAGGACACCAAUUAGGCAUUCAGGCUUGUGUUCCUCAGAUAUCCAAAUUGAGAAGAGUUACAGGCAUGCAAGUAACUCAAGGUCAGCAUGGAACAUGCUCUCAAUCACCUCCCACUAGAAGAAAACUUUUUUCCCUGCAGUGGUAAAUCUGACACAGUUACUAUAACAUGCCAAAAUAUCCAUGUGUACAUCUAUCAUUGUCUGCCCUAACCACGCAAUAAAGAGGCCAUUAUGCAGAAGCAUUAUGGAUUAGCUCUAACCUCACCUCACUGACUGUCUCUUUCCCACACUAACUGUCUGUGUAGAGUUUACCAAUAAAGUCAUAUUAAGGAGGUAAUAA